AUGGUCAAUCAACUUAACAAGGAGAAUCUUGAAUUGGCCUCAGUCCUAAUGUUCCACAUAUGGGCCAGGAGGAAUGCAUUCAUAUUCCAAAAUCAUUUUUCCCAACCAGGUUCAGUUACAGCAAGGGCUCAGUCUGAGCUCUCUUUGUUUCGAGAGUACAAUACAGCCAACAAGAACAGAGCUGAAGGUAGCAUGAGAAACAGGUUAACUGCAACUUGGAAGCCCCCUAACCAGCCUUUUGUAAAAGUCAAUUUUGAUGCAGCUUUUGACAAGACCAAUGGUAGAGCAGGGAUGGGGAUAAUGAUCAGAGACCAUGCAAGUAACUUACAAGCUUCUUUGACAGCCUCAAGGGACAACACUAACUCAGUCUUUCAAGCUGAAGGAGAAGCACUUUAUAGAGCAAUGGAUUUAUGCCUCGAGCUAGGACCGUACCACGUUAUUUUUGAAGGAGAUGCCAAAGAAGUCAUAGAUGCUGUAAAUUCCAAAAAAAAAAAAGACAAUACGUGGUUGGGACAAUUGACAGAAGACUUGCAGCAGUUUUUGGUGCGCAAUCCAACCUGGCAACUAAAUUUUGUUCAUAGACCUGCUAACAAAGUUGCUCAUACAGCAGCUAAAUUAGCUAUAUCUAAUGUCAGUGAUUGUUUUUGGGUAGAUGAUGGUCCUCCAGAGGUCAAAAGUAUGGCCUCGGAAGAUUUAACUUGUAUGGUGUAA
Molecule: messenger RNA, 711 nt
Organism: Juglans microcarpa x Juglans regia
Lineage: Eukaryota; Viridiplantae; Streptophyta; Magnoliopsida; Fagales; Juglandaceae
Exons: 1
Coding region: 1-711 (236 amino acids)
Molecular function (GO): nucleic acid binding; RNA-DNA hybrid ribonuclease activity
Source: RefSeq, a predicted model, not a curated record